CAGACCACCUUAAACCCCUCGAAGAGAGAUGCUCAGAACAGCUUCUUCUCUCUGUCGACGCCACCUCGCCCCUCUCCCGACACCCCUGCGCCCGCCCUCGCCAUUCCAAUUCCUCGCUCGCCCCUUCUCCCGCACCUGGACGCGCGGCGGCGACGGCGGCGGGGAGGAUGGCGGCGGCGGCGGCGGCGGAGGAGGCGAGUCGCUGAUCAACAGGGACCCGAGGAGCCCGCCCCGGCUCUUCGUGGUCCAGCCGCGGAUCCGGCCCGACACCCUCCUGCGGGCGAAGCUGGACGAGGCCCUCUGCCUCGCGAACUCCCUCGAGGACCAGCGCGAUGGGUUCUUCGACACCGACUUCCUCGACAAGGCCCUGCCUCCCCACGCCCUCGUGCAGAACCCGCUCGUCCGGUCCCACCGGGCCCGUGCAGACACUUAUUUUGGACCCGGCACUGUGGACACGAUUAAAAUCCAUUUGAAUGAAGCGGAGACCAAGGGUGAGGUUGAUGCUGUUUUUGUCAACACAAACUUGUCUGGGAUUCAGUUGAGGAAUUUGGAGAGGCGCUGGGGUAAACCAGUACUGGACCGCGUGGGUCUUAUCAUAGAGAUCUUCAAUGCUCAUGCAUUCACAAAGGAGGCAAAGCUACAGGCUGAACUAGCAGCCUUAAUGUACAAGAAAACUAGGCUUGUUCGUGUUCGGGGGCCUGAUGGAAGAUACGCAUUUGGAGUAGGAGGUGAGGCUGAAGUUGUUAGUGCACGAGGGAGAGGAAGUGGAGGACAUGGUUUUCUUAGUGGUGCUGGAGAAAGUGAACUUCAUCUCCAAAGGAGGAGGAUUUUAGAACGCCGGCGUGUUUUGGAAUCACAAAUUGAAGAGGUCCGGCGCACAAGAGCUUCACAAAGGGCUGGUCGGAAGAGGCAUAAAGACUCACAUGAGUGCAGUUUAGCAACUGUUGCUGUUGUUGGCUACACAAAUGCUGGAAAAUCAACUUUAGUUGGAGCACUUUCAGAUACUGAUCUCUAUAGUGAUGAUAGAUUAUUUGCAACUCUGGAUCCUCGACUAAGAAGUGUUAUUCUUCCUUCUGGGAGGAAAGUGCUUCUUAGUGAUACGGUGGGGUUUAUAUCAGAUCUGCCCGUGCAGUUGGUGAAAGCUUUUCAAGCAACUCUUGAAGAAGUAAUUGAAGCAGACCUUCUUGUGCAUGUACUAGAUUCCAGUGCCCCAAAUUUGGAUGAGCAUCGUUCUUCAGUAUUGCAAGUUCUCGAACAAAUAGGUGUAUCUGAGGAGAAACUUCAGAAUAUGAUUGAAGUUUGGAAUAAGAUUGAUCUUCAAGAAGAUGAUGGAAGUCAUUUUGAUGCUAAUGAUGGCGAAGGAGCGACAUGUACAGAUGUAAUAGAUGAGGAUGUCAUCUCUGAUGGUGGGGAUGAUUGCGGUGAAGGUGAAGAAUCUAUCGAUAGGCUCUCUGAAGGAGAGCUUGAAGAAAUUAUUGAGAGUGAAGAAGACCAGUAUUCUGAUACCUGGCUAUCACAGGAAGAUGGUAUAAAAUGGGGUUCAUCGAUCUGCGGGGACACUUCAAAUAAUGAACCAAAUGCUUCCUUGGGAGAAUGGAGGACAAAGAAUGUUUCCGAUUCCGCUCAAGCUGGUCCACAUGUCAAAACAUCCGCUAUGACUGGAGUUGGCUGGCAGGAGUUGCUAGAGCUGAUCGAUGAGAAGCUGGAAUUACAGAAUGACCGGUCGAAGAGGGAGAAUGUGGUCGAGAGGAGUAUCUUUUACUCGAAGUGGAGGCCGCCUCGCGCGGAGGAAGAUGCUAACGUGGCAGUUGAGCAAUAGUGCGUCUCAAUCGACCGACUUGCUUGUAUCAAGUACAUUUUGGGGCGGUGAAGAGGCACAGGGUCGGCGUUCGACGAUUCUUCUUCAGCAAUCCUCUUGCCAACUGAAGUUCGAGGGAGCUGUACUGAUUGAAUAUGCGGUUUCCGAAGAACCCAAAGUUACUGCAUGCUCAGCUGUCCCAUGUCCCAACAGAUUAUGCUUUUGCCCUGUGAAUAUAUUGGUAAAAAGCAUCUGGGCAUUUUCCCAUCGAGCAGCAAUGAUCUUCUCUUCCCUUUCCAGGAGAAUCAACAUGUAACUCACAUAGAUAGAUUUACUUGGCAAUAUGUUAAUUCCAUAGUUGAUGAUACUUGAUCUAAAUUUAUGCAAUAAAGCAAAGUUCUUGUGAUA
Messenger RNA from Eucalyptus grandis, 2206 nucleotides. RefSeq names its product GTP-binding protein At3g49725, chloroplastic. Gene Ontology annotation, molecular function: GTP binding; ribosome binding. Gene Ontology annotation, cellular component: cytoplasm. The record is from RefSeq and is a predicted model, not a curated record. The transcript has 13 exons. Lineage: Eukaryota; Viridiplantae; Streptophyta; Magnoliopsida; Myrtales; Myrtaceae. Bases 29 to 1819 code for a protein of 596 amino acids.